This is a messenger RNA of Cucumis sativus (cucumber), 2630 nucleotides long. Its product is annotated as folate-biopterin transporter 1, chloroplastic. Gene Ontology annotation, cellular component: membrane. The transcript has 9 exons. NCBI's taxonomy places the organism in Eukaryota, Viridiplantae, Streptophyta, Magnoliopsida, Cucurbitales, Cucurbitaceae. The coding region runs from base 563 to 2035 and encodes 490 amino acids. The record is from RefSeq and is a predicted model, not a curated record.
UAAUGGAAAAACGUAACUUGUUGAUACAAACUCAUUUGAAUUGGUUUUUUCCUCGUUUACCUAAGCUAGAUAUUAAGAAUACCUUAGUGGCACAACCAUUAUCACACAUCUCGUUGGACGGAGUGACAACAACCAAAUUACUUCUCCAUAUUUGAGAAGCUUUAGGAUUCCAUUCAAUUAUAUUUUACUUAAGUUCCUCAGUGAGGAUAACCCUGAAAUUCUCGUUCAAUAAUGGGAUAAAUUUUGGCCAAUUUGAAUUUGGAGUAAAUGAAGGUAGCGGGCCAGGUCCAAGAUCCAACAAACAACGUUCCCAGCCCAAAUCCAAGGAUCAUCGUCGCCGUCGUCAUUUGACAAGAAGCUGGAUGAAGAGUUCAUAAAGAAACAAAGAACGGAGCAGCUGCAGAAAUCGAGAGGGACAAUCAAUUUCAGAAAAAGGGUGUUUAGAUUUGGAUUUGGGUAGUGAUUUUGAUCAUUUUAAUCGUCUCAUUUCAUUUCCUUUCCCGAUCCCCUACUCCACUGGAUCCCCACGAACGGAUGCCACGGAACCUACUUUAAAACCUUCAUGUCGCAGCCCGUUUCAAUUCCAACCGCCCCAUCCGAUUUGGACGAUCACACCCUUCUCGCCUCCAACCGUGGUGUUGAGGAAGUUGACCCAUUGAUCUCACGUGUGGAUGGAGAGUUGUCUAGAGUCAGGUUGAAUGAUGUCAAAUGCUUUGGGGUAGAUUUAACUCCUGAUAAUGUUGCUGUUGCUAUGGUCUAUUUUGUUCAAGGAGUUUUAGGCCUUGCAAAGCUUGCUGUCGGUUUUUAUUUGAAAGAUGAUUUGCAUUUAGAUCCUGCUGAGACAGCUGUAAUUUCUGGUUUUGCUGCAUUGCCAUGGCUGAUCAAACCUCUCUAUGGGUUUAUUAGUGACUCCGUUCCUCUUUUUGGCUACCGAAGAAGGUCGUACUUGAUUUUAUCAGGGCUUCUUGGUGCAUUCUCAUGGAGCUUUAUGGCCACCCUUGUUAAUAGCAAGUAUGGUGCUGCUAUGUAUAUACUUCUCGGGUCUCUUUCUGUGGCGUUUUCUGAUGUUGUGGUAGACUCAAUGGUUGUAGAGAGGGCUCGUGGUGAAUCACUAAGCAUGUCUGGUUCUCUCCAGUCACUAUGUUGGGGAUCUUCAGCUUUUGGUGGAAUUGUUAGUUCAUACUUUAGUGGUUCCCUGGUGGAUUCUCAUGGUGUGAGGUUUGUAUUUGGAGUAACAGCCUUAUUACCUUUGUUGAUAUCAGCAGUUGCUGUUCUAGUUGAAGAAAAACGUGUUUGUGUUCCAUUAAAUGAGCCCAGUCUUCCCUCAGCCGGAUUGGGUUUUCUUGAAACCUCAAAACAGCACAUACUUAGCUUAUGGACUGCUGUUAGACAGCCAAAUGUUUAUCUUCCCACACUGUUCAUUUUUCUGUGGCAGGCAACACCACAGUCAGACUCAGCAAUGUUUUUCUUUACCACAAAUAAACUGGGAUUCACCCCCGAGUUUCUUGGACGAGUUAAGCUGGUUACUUCAAUUGCAUCUUUGGUUGGUGUAGCACUUUACAAUGGGUUUCUUAAAAAGGUUGCAUUGAGGAAAAUUUUUCUAAUCAUGUCAAUUAUUGGUUCAGCUCUUGGGAUGACGCAGGUUUUUCUUAUUACUGGAUUAAAUCGAGAGUUUGGCAUAAGCGAUGAGUGGUUUUCUAUUGGGGACUCUUUAAUCAUCACAGUUCUUGGCCAGGCUUCUUUCAUGCCUGUUCUCGUGCUAGCAGCAAGAAUAUGUCCAGAGGGAAUGGAAGCCACGCUUUUUGCAACUCUCAUGUCUAUAUUUAAUGGAGGAAGCCUUGUUGGAGGUCUGGUAGGUGCUGCUUUGACUCAUCUCUUCGGUAUAACUAAAGAUAGAUUUGACAAUUUAACCACUCUAGUAAUCCUGUGCAAUCUGAGCUCCUUAUUACCUUUGCCCCUCCUUGGCCUUCUUCCUGAGGAAAGUUCUGAUCUUAGCUCAAAAGAGAGCUCAGAUGUAGAAAUGAAAACAAUUUAAGUCUCAACCUUGCUUCUUCUUCCCCACUAAAACAAGACAACUCAUUCAUAGAUUGCCAAACAUUGUUGCCGACCAGAGUGAAGUUGACUCCUGUAAAUUGACACUGUGACACUGCUUAAAGCCAUAUCUGGCGCAUGUAGCUUUCCCGUUUGGAUUUUUACAUGGCUUUGUGCAUCAGCAAAGGACCCCAAAAAACAUCUCAUGUGGUUGGCAGAUUCUGCUGUCCACAUGGUAGGGCCUGCUGUUUGCCACAUACUCUGAUUCCUAUCUCAAACUUCAAGAACCAGAAAUCUUUCUUUUGAGUCGUCAAAUUGGUAAUGUGCCAAGUUGCCAGGCAGCCACCAUUCAAUGGUACUUCUGGAUUUUAUUGCAUGUUCACUUUCUGUUCUGCUUGAGAUGUUUUUCUUGAAGUGCUCUGUAAACAGCCUUUUUCUGUCUUUUUAGAACAAAAAUUCAGAAAACAGAUAUAUUACAUGUUUGAUUAGUUUGAUUUGUAUUUAUAUACAAUAGAUACUGCCAGCCUUGCAUAUAAAUAGCAGGCACAUAAAGCGAGGUGCUACGUACUCUUCUAUACACUUUGACAUGUGAUUGGAAA